Messenger RNA from Penicillium atrosanguineum, 756 nucleotides. RefSeq names its product mitochondrial 54S ribosomal protein uL6m. The record is from RefSeq and is a predicted model, not a curated record. Gene Ontology annotation, cellular component: mitochondrial large ribosomal subunit; ribosome. Gene Ontology annotation, molecular function: structural constituent of ribosome; rRNA binding. Lineage: Eukaryota; Fungi; Ascomycota; Eurotiomycetes; Eurotiales; Aspergillaceae. Gene Ontology annotation, biological process: translation. The transcript has 3 exons. Bases 1 to 756 code for a protein of 251 amino acids.
AUGUCGUUCUUACCCCAACGCUGCGCCCGGCAGCUCCUCCGAGAGCCUUUCCAACGCGCCUCAUUACCGCUCUUCCUUACCCCCGCGUUCUCCCACUCCCGCGCGCAAUGCUUCUCAACUACCUCCCCGAUGCAAUCCCGAGUCGGAGGCGCCCCCAUCUCCGUGCCCCCGGAUGUGUCAUUGAACCUGGUCGACCUUCCUAAGUCACUUUCCCGCGCACGAGGAAAGGAUGUCCCCAAGUUUGCCGCUCAUAUCAAGGGUCCCAAGGGCGAAAUGACCCUCGAGCUUCCCUCUUUCCUUACCGUGAACCACGACGCAGCUACCCUAAAGACUACCCUGUCUGUCUUGGAUCCGGAAGUUCCCGCCCAGCGUGCCAUGUGGGGUACCAUCCGCGCGCUCCUCCAGAACCACAUCACCGGUGUCUCUGAAGGGCACAUUUGUGUCUUGAGUCUUGUCGGUGUCGGUUACAGGGCUACCAUUGAAGAUACCGCGACUACUGUCACUCCCAGCUUCCCCGGACAAAAGUUCGUCUCUCUGAAGGUCGGAUUCUCUCACCCCAUUGAGCUCGGCAUCCCCGAGGGUGUCCAGGCUAGCACCCCCCAACCGACCCGUAUCUUGCUGGAGAGUGUCAACAAGAGAGCGGUGACACAGUUCGCGGCUGAGAUCCGGGAAUGGAGACGGCCGGAGCCGUACAAGGGCAAGGGUAUCUUCGUCAACGGCGAGACUAUCAAGCUCAAGGCGAAGAAGAUCAAAUAG